This is a messenger RNA of Vespa velutina, 1802 nucleotides long. It is a transcript of the gene Syx13, whose product is annotated as t-SNARE domain-containing protein 1. Gene Ontology annotation, molecular function: SNARE binding; SNAP receptor activity. The record is from RefSeq and is a predicted model, not a curated record. Gene Ontology annotation, cellular component: membrane; endomembrane system; SNARE complex. Gene Ontology annotation, biological process: intracellular protein transport; vesicle fusion; vesicle-mediated transport. The transcript is spliced from 6 exons. NCBI's taxonomy places the organism in Eukaryota, Metazoa, Arthropoda, Insecta, Hymenoptera, Vespidae. The coding region runs from base 279 to 1088 and encodes 269 amino acids.
AUAAACGAGGCAUCGACGAGCCUCGAGAAAGUUCCUUCGUACCUUUACAACGGCCUUCUCGCACGUUUAUUCCCCCGAUGGAAUUCACUUAACACGUUUGAAAUGAGGUACACGUCACCGACGCCUUUCGACGUCUCUAGACGACCGUUUCGAAUCGCUCGUUCUUACGACUAAAGCAAAAGGGAUAUAUCGUUAGAGCGUUUACUUACGGGCGACGACGGUUGUUGUUUCUGAAGACUUUCGCAAUCUAUCGGUUGGACUCGGGAACUUCCGUACGAAUGGCUCACAGUUCUCAAACUUAUGGGUCCACAGACCAGCGGACAGAUGUACCUGAUGUAGGAUUUAGUCCUACUGAACUUUAUAAUCUCAGUGAAAAUAUAACCACUAAUAUAUAUACUAUUAAUACAAACUGGAGAACGCUUGAACGUGCAUAUAAGAACAUUGGGACAAAUAAAGAUAGUGCAGGACUCAGGGAUAAAGUACACGAAACACAAGACAGCACAAAUCAAGUUGUAACUCAAACAAGCAAAGAUAUUGCAAGACUUACUGUAUUGAUGAGGCGAGGAGACAAACAACAGAAAUUGCAAAUUGAAAAGUUAACAACCGAUUUUAAAGAUGCAUUACAACGGUAUUCUACUAUGCAAAGGUCAAUUGCUGAAAAAGUGAAGAGACAUAUUUUGACUACAAGUAAUUUAGAAAAUGCUUCUGAAGGAGAUGAUGAAGGAGAAAGACAAAGUUUGCUUCAAAUUCAAGAUGACGAGCGCAGAGCAACACAAAGAACACUUGAGUUUCAACAAGGUUUACUGCUCGAGAGAGAAGACAGGAUAAAGAACAUUGAGGAAAAAAUAUUGGAUGUAAAUCAAAUUAUGCGGGAACUAGCAGCAUUGACAUAUCAACAAGGAGAGACUAUCAACACUGUUGAUAACCAUGUAGAGAAUGUAUAUGGUAAUGUUGAAUUGGGAGCACAAGAAUUAGUUAAGGGAAGUAAUUACCAAAGCAAGUUUCGUCGAAAAGUUUAUCUUUUGUUGUUACUUGCAAUAAUAGUCGUCAUUGUAUUAAUUAUUAUUCUAGUCACUAAAUUAAGUUAGCGCUUCUAACUAAUAUAGGUGACAAGAGUGUAUCAAAAAGGGCUGUCUCAAUCUAUUAUAUACAAUUUUUAGAAAUGCUGCUAUAUUAAAGUUGCUAUUAUAAUUUUGGUAUUUUAUAUACUUGAAUUUGAACUGGAAAGAGAAUAGAGACUUGUUUUGUAUAUGCUCGUAAAGGAAUUAAUGUAUAUUUUGAAUAUAUGAGAGAAACUUUGUUUAUUCUUAAAUUCAUAAAAUAUUUGUUAAUACUACACAUAAAAGCACAUAAAUUCUAUUAUACCGUUGUGCUCUCAAUGUAUCUUUAUUUUCAAUUAUAUUAAGAGUAAUAUAGUUCAUUAUUAAAAUUAAAAUUGCUACCCCAGCAGUAUAAAUAGUUAGAGAGCACUUAUACAAACAAUUUUAUCCAGAAGCUUCUAAAAAUUGACACAGUAACUUCGAAAAACAUAUUGUAUUUUAAAGCCUAUAUAAUAAUCGUGUAUGUCAUUUUUAUAGUACACAUUCGUUCGUGCUUUGCCUGGUCUUUAUUUUAUUAUCUUUAUAUUUUUUACUAAUCUUGAAUAUAAAGAUAAGCGUUGUGUGGCAUUUCUGCUGCUGAAAGUAUUCAAUAUGCAUAAAGUUUAUAAAAAAAUGUUAGCAUUGUUUUGUGACUUGAGAUUUUAUAACAAUUUGUAUCCUUUGUUAAGGCAAUGGAUUAAAAUUUGCUGAUAUUGCUCUGAA